CCACUCUAGCUUUUGUGCUAAGCAGUAGAGUAGGAGUCCCAUCAAACGACCGCGGAGUCUCUUCCCUCUUCCCCGGAUCCUUUUCAAAGUCCCUCCCGAACCUCUCCCCCUUCUUCCCUUGCCACCCUACCCACCCCCUGGAAACACGUCGGCGGACGACUCGGUUGUCUUCGUUGCAGGCAUUUGGCUAGUGACCAAAUAUUCACUCCUGUCUGUCACAUCCAGCUGCAUCAAUGGACUCAAGUUUGGUUGAAGGAGGACUUAAUGUCACCUUAACUAUCAGGUUACUCAUGCAUGGAAAGGAGGUUGGAAGUAUCAUUGGCAAGAAAGGAGAGUCUGUUAAGAAAAUGAGAGAGGAGAGUGGCGCUCGUAUCAACAUCUCUGAGGGAAACUGUCCGGAGAGGAUCAUAACCCUUGCAGGACCCACCACCUCCAUUUUCAAAGCGUUCUCCAUGAUAAUUGAGAAAUUGGAAGAGGACAUCAGUACAUCAAUGACUAACAGUACAGCCACCAGCAAGCCACCGGUCACCAUGCGCCUCGUCGUGCCUGCCAGCCAGUGCGGCUCGCUCAUCGGCAAAGGAGGCUGCAAGAUCAAAGAAAUUAGAGAGUCAGCAGGAGCUCAGGUACAAGUAGCAGGGGACAUGUUGCCCAACUCGACAGAACGUGCCAUCAGUGUUGCAGGGACCCCGCAGUCUAUCAUCGAGUGUGUCAAGCAGAUCUGUGUUGUUAUGCUUGAGUCUCCUCCAAAAGGAGUAACCAUCCCAUAUCGACCCAAACCCUCAGGCUCUCCUGUCAUCUUUGCGGGUGGUCAGGCAUAUGCUGUCCAAGGACAGCACGCCAUUCCUCAGCCUGAUGUAAGUGAAGGGCCCUCUCUCACAAAACUGCACCAGCUGGCCAUGCAGCAGAGCCCCUUCCCUAUUGCGCACAGCAACCAGGGCUUCCAGGCUGGGAUGGACGCCUCUGCGCAAACCGGCUCACAUGAGCUCACCAUUCCAAACGACCUUAUCGGCUGCAUCAUUGGCCGUCAAGGGGCAAAGAUCAAUGAAAUCCGUCAGAUGUCAGGCGCUCAGAUCAAGAUUGCCAAUCCCGUCGAGGGUUCCACUGAUAGACAGGUCACCAUUACUGGCUCCCACGCCAGCAUCAACCUUGCCGAGUACCUGAUCAAUGCUCGGCUGUCCUCUGAAGCCACUGGACUCGCAGCCAACUGACAUGGAGGAUCCUCAUCAGCAUCUAAUGUUGCCCCCUGCCCCGACUUUUUACCAAGAGGUCCCUUAUUGAACUUCAUGCAAAAAGUUCUUUGAACUCAGUCUCGUUUGGGUUCUAUACGCCUCGUUUGUAAUUACGACUUCAACGCUAUCAUGGAAUUUUAUUUAUUUAUGAAGUUUUUAAUUCCCAUCACAAUAAUUUCUAGACAGUCUUGUUUUUCUUUUGCUGUAUAACUUUACGGUCUCGAAAGGUUAACAUGUUUUUGAAAAAUCUGAAAAUGCAUAAAUCUUUUUUUAUGUCAGAUUUUUCUUAGAAAAUGUAAAAAUGAAGAAAAAAUGCACUCAAACACUAUAGACGGACUGUUCUUUCCCUUACCUUUUAAAUAUAUUUAUUUUUAUUUAAGACGGCUCCUUGUAAGAAAAUAAUCUAUUGAUAUUUGGAGCUGUGCUUCUUGAGCAAUGCAUUGUGGGUUUGACGGGUUUUUAAUGGGUCGAAACGGCCUCGGAUGAAGUCAAAGGCAGGGGGAAAAAUAGAACAGUUAGCCGUUGUAUGAAUUUUAAACUAUGUGGUAUCACCUCUGAGUAAUUGUGUCAUUCCUGUUUCAUUAGUUUUAUUUCUUGAGUACAGAAGUUUUGACUAUUUGUUUUGUAUUUUUUUCUUAUGUGUGCGGGUGGGCCUUGGUCUCCAGGAAUGGUCCAGAAUAAGAGGAAAAUAUUUUUCGUUUUUCCGAAAUUACUAAAGACCAUACUAAUGAUGAUGAUAACAUUUGAAAUGUUUGUUUAAAUAGAGAAAAUAUUUUUUUUAACUGCUGAGCUGGGGAAUGCUGCAAGACUACAAAAGACAUGUUGGUCUUCAAAGUAUAUCAUGUUACGUUAAUAAAUUAUGAUAAACUAGAAGGAAAUUAAUGAUAGAAUAACACUAGUGUCCUGCUAUCUUUUUGUUUGCCUGGGUCAGAUUUUUGUUUUUUCUUUGCAGGAUGAAGAAACCGUUUUGUGCACGAUUUCAAACUAUUGUAGAUCUGGGUGCAAUUAAAUUGUUGACAUUUAAAAAUGCAGAAAUAAAAAAAGAUGUGAGAUGCUUCAA
Messenger RNA from Corythoichthys intestinalis (scribbled pipefish), 2289 nucleotides. It is a transcript of the gene pcbp2, whose product is annotated as poly(rC) binding protein 2. Gene Ontology annotation, biological process: regulation of RNA metabolic process; regulation of gene expression. NCBI's taxonomy places the organism in Eukaryota, Metazoa, Chordata, Actinopteri, Syngnathiformes, Syngnathidae. Bases 234 to 1208 code for a protein of 324 amino acids. Gene Ontology annotation, molecular function: mRNA binding; single-stranded DNA binding. The transcript has 13 exons. The record is from RefSeq and is a predicted model, not a curated record. Gene Ontology annotation, cellular component: nucleoplasm; cytoplasm; nucleus.